Messenger RNA from Tuber melanosporum (Perigord truffle), 857 nucleotides. RefSeq lists its product as uncharacterized. Gene Ontology annotation, biological process: Arp2/3 complex-mediated actin nucleation; actin filament polymerization. The coding region runs from base 1 to 618 and encodes 205 amino acids. Lineage: Eukaryota; Fungi; Ascomycota; Pezizomycetes; Pezizales; Tuberaceae. Gene Ontology annotation, cellular component: actin cytoskeleton; Arp2/3 protein complex. The transcript has 6 exons. Gene Ontology annotation, molecular function: actin filament binding. The record is from RefSeq and is a predicted model, not a curated record.
AUGGUGAGCCGCUGCCGUUUUAAUCAGAUUAGUGGGGGCGGGGUUAGGGUUCAAGCCAGCAACGUCUCCUCCACCGCAACUUUCCACGAGAACUGGGAGAACACCAAAAUGUCUCAAUCUCUCCGCCCAUAUCUAAAAUGCGUUCGCUCCUCCCUGACCGCCGCGAUAACCCUCAGCAACUUCGCCAGCCAAACCGCGGAACGUCACAACGUUCCGGAAAUCGAAGCUGCGAAAUCCCCCGAGGUUCUCCUGAACCCCCUCACCGUAUCCCGAAACGAGAACGAACGCGUGUUGAUAGAGCCGAGCGUGAAUUCUAUCCGCGUGAGCAUCAAGAUCAAGCAGGCGGACGAAAUCGAGCAUAUCCUGGUCCAUAAAUUUACCAGGUUCCUAACCCAGAGGGCGGAGAAUUUCUUCAUUUUGAGGAGGAAGGCUGUGAGAGGGUAUGAUAUCUCGUUCUUGAUCACAAAUUUCCAUACGGAGGAUAUGCUUAAACACAAAUUGGUUGAUUUUAUUGUUCACUUUAUGGAGGAGGUUGAUAAAGAGAUAUCAGAGAUGAAAUUAUUUUUGAAUGCAAGAGCCCGUUUCGUUGCAGAGGCCUUUUUAACCCCAUUCGACUAAGUGGAUCUUUAAAUGUCGUGAUUUCAUUUGUUUCCUACUUUUUAAACGGUGGGUGAUAGUACGUUGGGAAUAUACCUAACAGAACAAAAAAUGGCCUGAUUAAAGUUCUGCUAGUUCCCCAAUGUUUUCUUGAGAUAUGGGGAAUGUUAUGCAGAAGUCAAACAUAGCAUUGCGGCAUAGAGGUUUUCUGGAGUCCCAUUUGGGUUGUUUCCAGGGAAAAAAUUUGAAGUUCAGCUCAG